Molecule: messenger RNA, 4737 nt
Organism: Chlamydomonas reinhardtii
Lineage: Eukaryota; Viridiplantae; Chlorophyta; Chlorophyceae; Chlamydomonadales; Chlamydomonadaceae
Exons: 13
Coding region: 210-4070 (1286 amino acids)
Cellular component (GO): nucleus
Molecular function (GO): exonuclease activity; nucleic acid binding
Source: RefSeq, a predicted model, not a curated record
UAAAUGAAAUAUCUUGAAAGUCAUUAGUUAAGGGAUUACGUUUGACAAGUUGCAGAAGCGGGCCACCGCACGCAACCAGCUGCUUUGGCGCGGGCAUUCUUGUGUGCACAGCAUCCCACAGACCGGAUAGAUCGCUCGGUAUUCUAUAGAACUCUAGGCCUAGGACCUCAUUUCAUUUCGGGACGCAGCGCAGCCGCCAAGAUAUUGACAUGAAGGGCGGCAAGGACCGGCACAGGCCCUCAGCUGGCGCUGACGACAGCGAUUUGGAGGACGGCGAGCUGCCCGGCGAGCAAAAUGAAGACUACCGCAGCCCGCCGCGAAAGCAACGCAAGCUCGGCACCCCUCAGAAGGGUCAAGGGGGCGGUCGUGCGGGCGACGCGCCAGGCGGCAAGCCCAUAGACCGUAAUGGCCGCGGCCACAGCAGCGACAAAGGCAGCGGCCACGGCAGCAUCAGCGGAAAAGGCAGUAGCGGGAAAGGGCACCAGCAGCAACACCAACGCCACCCGCAGGAGCACCAUUCCACCAGCCAGCAACACAAACACCCCCAACAGCCGCAACAGCACGACAAGCGUUCUGUUGCGCCCGGCGGCGGCGCCCGAGGCCCGGCAGACGGUGGCGGCGGCGGCGGCGGCGGCGGCAAGCCUGGAGCUGGCGGCAAGGGUGCGGGCGGCGCCGCGGCGGCAGGCGUCCGAGGCCCGGGAGCCGCCGGCGGCGCCGGCGGCGGCAGCAUCAGUGGUGGCGGUGGUGGCGGCAGUAGCAGCGGGGCGGCGGCGGCGGCGGCGCGGGAGGCGCUGAAGGCCCGGCUGGCGGGCUUGGUGGAUGUGUGGGAGGGGGAGGGGGCGGAGGCGGGUGGCGACAAGGGCGCUAGCGCUGCUGGUGGUGGCGGCGGCAAGGCGCGUCCCGGCGCCGCUACUGCUACCGGUGCUACUGCUGCUACCGGUGCUGCUGCUGCUGCUGCCCGGGCCUCAGCACCGGGCGGCGGUGGCGGCAAGUAUGUGGCCGACGUCUACAAGGACGCGCGUCCCAGCGUGGAAAUCAAAACCGUCCCCGGCAGCGGCGGCAGUAGCGGCGGCGGCGGCAGUAGCGGCGGCGGCGGCGGCGGCCAGCCCCCCGUGAUCCGGCUGCCUGACGUGAAUGCGCUGGUGCUAUGGGCGCUGAGUCCGGCGGGCGGGGCGGCGGCGAACCUUGUGGAGGCGCCGCGAUGGGCGUUUGUCAAGAACAAACCGCUGGUCCGCGGGGUGGUGCUGGCGCUGGCGUUUGGGCUGAGCACCGCCCUGCUGGAGGAGAAGAAGCACCUGCUCCCCUUCCUGACCAGCGGCGUGCUGGGCCGCCGCGCCACCCUGCACACCUCGCCACAGACCAAACCUGCCACCUGCACCGCCGAGCUCCUCACCACGCGCCUCGCGCCGCGCACCGCCAAACGCAAGCGCGAGCAGCAGGAGGCGGCGGACAAGGCGGAGGCGGCGGCGGCUAGGGAGGCCAAGGACAAGGCGGGAGGCACGGAGGGCGGGCCGCCGCCGCCGCCCGGGCCGCCGCUGCCUCCGGGGCCCUUCCCGCCCUCACACUAUGUGGCGACCCUGGAGCAGCUGCGGAUGCACAACUACCCCCUGCCGCGGCUGGAGGGGGACGGGCAGAGCGGCGAGGAGGAGGAGGGGGAGGAGGAGGCGGAGGGGAAAGAGGCAGGCAGAGGGGAAGAGGACGAUAAAGGAGGAAAGCAGAGCGGGGGCGGGCCGGCGGCGAAAGGGAAAAGCGGGAGUGGCGGCGACGGCGAUGGCGGCGGCGACGGCGCGAGUGAGAAGCUGGUGUGUCCCCCCGGCUUCCUGGCGACACAGCCCUCAGGCGACCCCUUUGCGUGCGAGCGCAUGUUGGCUCUGGACUGCGAAAUGUGCGUGACGGCGGCGGGAUUCGAACUCACGCGCAUGACUGUUGUGGCCGGCCCUGGCUGGAGCGGCCCCGGCUCGGAGGCGGCGGUGGCGGCGGCGCACGCCGCGCGCGCGGCGGCGGCGGCGGCGCGGCGGCGGCAGCUGGCGGCGCAGGCGGCGGCGGGGAUCGAGCCGUCGGGACCGGAGGCGGUUCCGGGCGAGGGCGCUGGAGGGGAGGGGAACACGGUUGCGGGGAGGGGGGGCGAGGAGGAGGAUGACGGGCAGGGGGAGGGCAGUGCAGCAGAAGCGGCGACGCUGCUCACCAACGCCAACGGCAGCAGCAAGGGAAGCGCUGGGAAGGACAAGAGCAAAGGAAGGCGGGGCCUCGGUGACGCGUCAACCGCCAACGGUAACGGCAGCGGCGCCGCUGCCAACGGAUUUCCGGUUGGCGCGGUGCUGCUGGACGAGUUGGUUGUGCCCGCUCGUCCCAUAACCGACUACAACACGCGCUACAGCGGCAUAACCGCCAACAUGCUUGCGGGCUGCGUCAACACGCUGGAAGACGUGCGGAUCCUGGCCCGCCGCUUCCUGCGCCGCACCAUCCAGGACGGCGCCGCCGGCCACGACAGCGCCGUGGACGCCCGCACCGCACUGGAGCUGACCCUGCUCAAGAUCAAACACGGCCCCUCCUACGGCGCUGGCAACAGCGGCCCGCACGCCGCCGCGCCCAAGCUGGUCGAGGUGCUGGCGGCGCACUGCCCCAACCCCGGCGGCGGGCCGGGCGGCGGCGGCGGCGGCGGCGGCGGCGGACCCGGCGGGUCGUCAGGUGGCGGCGGUGGCGGCGGCUGCAGGUGCUGCCUGGUGGACCGACACGAUGUGCUGGCGCGCUACGUGACCGGCACGGCGGCGGCGGUGCCGGUGGCGGCGGACGAGGAGGCGGUGGCGGCGGCGGCGCGGGCGGCGGGCGGCGGCGGCGCGCCGUACGGCUUCGUGUGGACCCAGAUCACAGAGCUGUCCACCUUCCUGUUCCGGAGGGCCAAGCACAAGUCACGAGUGCUAGAACAGGAGCGCGCGGAGGCAGCGGCUGCUGCCGCCGCCGCCGCCGCUGAGGCAGGCAAGGACGUCGCCAAGACCGCCACGGCCGCAGCCGCCGCCACCGCCGCCACCAGCCUCGUCCCCAAUCCCACCGCCGCCAACGGCGCGGCAGCGGCCUCCGCCGCCGCCGCAGCUGCGUCAGCAGCUGCCGCCGCCGCGGCCGCGUCAGCGGCCGCCGCCGCAGGCGCCGCAGGCGCCGCCGCCGGCGCCGCCUCCUCUUGCGAGGCGGAGGCGGACUACAGCGAGGCGGCCCUGGACCGGGUGCUGGCCGCCACUGACGCCCGUCUGGCGGCGCUGUGGCGGGCGCUGCCGCCGCGCGUGAUGCUGGUGCUGGCCACCGGGGCGGGCGACACGGCAGAGUAUGAGCGGCGUUAUGAGCAGAAGUGCAAGCGCUGUGCCGCGGACUCGGGCCUGCCACCCUGGAACACGGCGGAGGAGGACGCGCUUGUGGCGCUGGCGGCGCGGGAGAUGCAGGCAGCCGUGUUUGCGGCCGUCAAGCCCGACCCCGACCAACAACAACAACAGCAGGGGCAGCAGCAGCAGGGACAAGGGGCGGAUGCGGUCGCGGCAGCAGCGGCAGCAGUUGCAGGAGCGGCAGCAGGAGCAGGAGCGACGGAUGGAGGGGUGCAGGCAAGAGGAGGCUGGGCAGAAGGAGGGGCAGGAGGAGGGGCAGGAGGAGGAGCAGAGGGUGCGGGCGUCCCCUCCAGGCCAGGUCCGCAGCAGGCCGGGCACAGCGGUCAGCCGCAGGGCGCCGGCCGCGGCGGACACACCGCUGCGGUCGCAGGCGGCGGCGGCAGGCCCAAUGUGUGGAGGCGCGACGCCGCCAGGGAGGGGGAGGGGGAGGCUGUUUCACCAGGGCUGUCGCCUGCGCCGGCGGCAGGCAGAGGCGGAAGCGGAGGCGGAAGCGGGGGCGGACACCGAGCUCGGGCAGCGCCACAGGGGCAGGGGCGGGGGCGGCACUCGCAGCAGCAGAAGGAACGUCCACCGCACAUGCAAUCACAAGGGCACCAACAGCACCGGCACCACCAACAGCAGCAGCAGCACCAACAGCACCAGCAGCACCACCGGCGUCAUCAACACGAGCAGCCCGCGGCAAAGCGCCGGAAGGGGUAGGGCGGCAGGCAGGCGGCGCCGCGGGCGGCGUGUUGUGUGCAGGAGCUGUGGGCAGCGGCGCAGCGGCGCAGUGGGGCGGAGGCUGAGGCAGGUGGCGGCUAGCAGGGCCGCUGACUUGGCUUUAGCUGUGGUGGUGCAAAGGCUUAGCUUUGAGGCCUGUGUGAUCUGCACUGCCUUGUAUUACCUCGUACUGCAUUGCCUCGUCCAGUUGGCUGAGACGUGGUGCCGGUACGGUGUACGGCGCCGGUCGUGGUUGGGCGCGUGAUGCCGUGACGGGCGCACACCGUGGUGCGGGCGUGUGUAUAUGCGGGUAUGUGCAGACGUGUCAGGCGUGUAAGGUGAAUCGACGAAUCGUCAUCAAAAUAAGUAUGCAAAGAUUGAGGCCCUCGCUCUUCCGUGAAGGGUAGACCGUCGUCAACCCUUCUUCCAGAUUCAAAUCUUGGCUAAAUCACAUUCUGCGAUCAUCUAGAGUUCAGCCGCUGCUGCGGAGUAGUCCCACCCGGAAUACUCAUUUACCGGAGGAUGAGGCUGGAGGAAGAAGGGAGGGCGCGGAAGGCUGCAAGACGUGGAUGCAAAACAGCAAACGCUGUCAAACCUGUAGGUGCUCGGAGGCCGCUGGACGGCAGGAGGUUGCACUCCAGAACCCCGGCAGAACCGUUUGAAACUU